AUGUCCAAAAAUAACGAAGAGCUCUCCGACGACUUCGUCGCUUCUCUUCUCUCCAAAGAAGCCAGCGAGAAAAACAUCAAAUACUCAGCACUUGGACUACAAGCAUUCCUCCCGAAAAGAUCUGCGACAAAUGCCCCAAAACCAAAUACGCGUUUCCUCCGCAAUAUUGUUCGCGAAGCCGACAAUCAUAAUGCGGCACUACUUGCGAGGGAGGCAGAAGAAUCGAAGGAGCGAUUGCGUCAACUACACUUGAAGGAAAGAGCCAAACGUCGAGGUGAAGUGGAUGGAGUUCCUGUCGAGAAAUCCAGAGCAGCGCAGAGACCAGAUAGACAGAUUUACACAGUCGGGGCAAAGCGAAGAGGCGACGUUCUAGGAGUAGGGAAGGUAAAGAGGAUGGACGCACCAAAGGGCAUAGGAGCAGGUCCAUGGACAGAAGAAGUCGCAGUCCGAGUUUGGAGAAGGAAAAGGGACGGCGCAGAAAGGAGAGCAGAUCACGAGAUCGUAGGAGAUCAGGAGAACGCAGACGGGACAGAUCUCGAGAACAUCGAUCUGACAGCCGAAGGGAAAGUCACAGGCAUCAUUCCUCUCGCCAUUACGACUCGAAGGGCAAGGAAAGCUCCCGUCAUUCCCACCUCCACCUUGAGCUCCCAUAGAUCCGACAAGAAAGACCGCUCCUCAGAAACCACCUCAAAGUCGUACUCGUCGCGCCCUCGCUCUCCACGCCGUCGUCCCGAGGAAUCUGAUGCUGACCACGAGCGCCGUCGUAAACGUAGGAAGGAAAUGGAACUGGCCGAAGAGCCAGGUCGUUCCUCUCGUGCCUCUACCGACCCUCUGGAUGAUAUCAUUGGUCCUGGACCUGCUCCGGCUACACGCAUUCGGGGACGGGGCACCUUGUCAGGUGCCUCUGCUAUGGAUGCGCGGUUCAGCGAAAGCUAUGAUCCUUCUCUAGACGUACAGCCAGAUGUGGCUGACGGGGAUGAUUGGGAUGAUGCUCUCGAGGCAUACAGAGAUCGCCAGAAAUGGAAAGCCUUGGGAGCGGAGAGGUUGAGAACCGAGGGAUUCGGAGAAGAUUUCAUCAAGGCGUGGGAGAACAACGAUACAAAGAACACGGCGAACAUCAAGUGGUCGAAGGAGGGCGUAAGGGAAUGGGAUAGGGGGAAAGUGAUUGAAGAAGGGGAGGUGAAGGUGAAGGCUAUCUGGUCGAAGGAUUAA
Molecule: messenger RNA, 1212 nt
Organism: Morchella sextelata
Lineage: Eukaryota; Fungi; Ascomycota; Pezizomycetes; Pezizales; Morchellaceae
Exons: 4
Coding region: 1-1212 (403 amino acids)
Source: RefSeq, a predicted model, not a curated record